AUAUAUUUAAAUAUAUACGUACAUCUAUAUGAAUAAACGAAAUAGUUUUCAGUUAGAACUAAUGAUUAUAUGAAUACUAUCUAGUGUGAAUGUUUCACACGCAAGGUGAAUUUUUAUACUGGAUAAGCCUUUGUCGUUAAAUAUAUAUAGUAAGCAUAAUUUGGGCUUAUAACAUGUAAUAAUCACUGAAUUGUAAGAAUGCUUUUGGAAGGUUACCUCACACUUUAUGAAUAUUUUAAAUGAAUAUAUUCAAUUCAUGACACGCGGAUAAUUAAUUUGGUUUGAAGAAUCGGUACUAUAAUAGAGAUGUUAUCAACUGAAAAGAAUAUAUUACAGCUGAAUAAAAUAAAAUGUUACAUAAAUCUUAACAAGCUUUAGUAGAAUGAUAAAGUGAUACGAUGCCCACCGUAUUUCAUAGAGACUUAUUCAGUUAACAGUGUCAUUAUAUUGCAUGGACUAUGCACGCAAAUGCUAACACAGUGACUGUAUCCAAUGCCACCAACUAGUAGAUUGAGAUUCCUUCUUUAAAGGAUUUAUGAGUACCGUCAAUUCCUGUGAUGUUUGUAAACCGGCAAGUUAUUUUCUUCUGAUUGUAUUGACAAAAGGAAAAGCAUUACAGAGUCUGUGCUUUGUCUCCCAGCUUGAUGUUGUACACUGCGAAGUGACCAAAACUACCCAUUCAGUCAACAUUAUGAAAACUAUUGAAGAAACCUGGAAGUUUAGACUAUUUGAACACACGCCAAUGCAUACUGCAGACCUACCGUGCGAUGAUUCGCUUUCAUAAUGUUCCGUAGGCACGAUCGGUUAUUACCAUGGGUUUUGUUCGUGAAUAACGCGUAGUAAAUCAUGGUUAUGAGUGACUGACUGACCAUCUUGUUACAGUGAUCAACCCAUCCUAGCUAGUAAGUGGACAUUCUCAAGAUCAUGUUAGCGUCGAUCAAAGGUCGUCCAAAAAUUGUAGUUUCACCAAUGUAGUUCCAAUAGCGACAAUCUUAAUCUGUUUAUACCAGCAUUUUAAUAUCACAGUUAGUUCAUCAAAAGUCAUUCACUUUUAUCGCCUAUUGGUAUAUGUGCAUCCUGUACGGAUUGCUUCGAUAUUACUUCAAGUCACAAGCAUUCUAAGCUUGGAUGGAUGAUGGCUAGUGGUGGAAUCCAGUUUGAUGCACGUUUCUUCCUAUUUGGGACAGAUCAGCUGGAUAUACCUGCAUCCGAGAGUUCACGUUCACUCCGGGACUGAUCGAUUUCAGUCUUGAACAUCAAUGGGAAGUUUCAAACAAAUAAUACAAAAUAAAUUUAUACUUCAUGCCAUUGCAGAAACAAGUGGUUAUCAGGAAUCAGUAGCAAAUUGGUUAACGACAUGGCGAACGGUGCUGAGUUCGAAUCCCUGAGUCAACAUCAACUUUCGGAUGCAGGUACAUCCAGCUAACCAGUGACAAAUAGGACGAAACACACAUCAAACUGGAUCUAACUGCUAGCCACCAUCCACCGUUUUUAUCUUUAAUUUAUACAAACUUAAAUGUGAAGCUUUUAUUAAGAUGCCCAAAGAUUAAGUCUAAAAGUUAAUUUCCUCCAAUGCCUAUAAAAUUUUAUCAUAUUUCAAUUGAUGUUCUUAACCUGCACAUAAACAUUUUAGAUGAGACUAUAUUUAUGGACAACCUGUGAGCGACGGUAGAGUAACCUUGAGAGUGUCCACCUAAUAACUAGGACCAAAUGAGGGUUGUAAACCAGUGUGAUGAAUUAGAACUAUGAUUUACAGUUGAUGGUUAAGGCAAGGAGUUAGAUUUACGGUUUUCAUCACGAACUAACAUAAGCUAAAAUGCCAAAACUCCACUCAUUCAAAUGGAUGAGUGAAUUUCACGCCAAAAUCCGAGCCUUUUUACCUUGUAUCUGAUUGGUUCGUCCAUAAAUAAUUAUAGUCUCGCCUGAUUGGACUGUAUAUACAUGGAACCAAUUAUUAUAAUAAGUGCAUUGGUUUUAUGUGGUAUAAUGUAAUGGGAAAGUUUGGAGAACACCUAUUAUCGGUUAUUUAAUUACAUAGUAUACACAGGUCAGAAGACUUCUUUAUGUUUCACCGCAUCGAUUUCAGUGUUUUAUAACAGACAUAAUAUCAACUACAACUCAAUAUUCAGGUAACAAUCCAUGCGCUCAGCUAACCUUGUGUAUGUUAUGGUUAUUGAUAUUAGAUAACAUCGAAUAGCUUAGUUGGAGUGAGUCAUGGAUUUUUAACAUUAUGGUCCAAACUUUAGAAUAGUAAUUGGUGUGUACAGGGGAACAAGAAGCCCUGACAAACUACGAAAGCAAUUUUUCGGGACGUUAUUUCAUUUUAUGCAAAGCUUGUAAAACACUAACAUUUAUUUUUGUCCCUAAUCUAUUCUACGUUACAUAAGCUUUCGUUUGAUGUGUGAUUCAUUGCCAUACCCUUAUCUGUUCCGAAGCAAUAGUAAUUUAAACAUAUUUUGCACCCUAUUUUCUACUCUAAUUCCCAGCUUUGGACAUAGUUGUAUUUUUCCUAAUUAUUGUACGUUGUGGUUGGGUUAGUCACCUAUUUAUUCAUGUACCUUUUUACACUAAUCUGAAAUCAGGAUAUCGAGAGUAGAUCGAGUAGUGUUCCAGUUGACUUGUUACUAUAACAUUCAAUAUUGACAUUUGGUAAUAAACAAUAAUUAAUCAAUGCUAUCUGUCAUAUUAUUGGCGUAGAAUGAAAAACCUUAAACAAUGUUCCAAUAAGCCUAUAGUAAAUUAGGAGUACAUUGUAGCGAAGCUUGAAAUGAAACAAAUUUAACUUGUUAAAUUUAUUACUUAACAUACUCUCAUCAUGCUUUUAUCUAUCAUCUUUUGUAUCUAUACUGAACUAUCCCAUGAGGGUUUGACGUGGUUGGCAUUUACAUUAUGAUUGCGCAACGUGAUAAAUGGACUCUUAGAAUUAAAGCCAUUUGCUUCAUACUCAUUGCCCUUUUCAUCAUAUGGUUGAUCAACAUCUCACUAAGUUUACUCUAUCAUGGUAUAUACAAUGAAAGUUACACAUUCUUAUCAGAGAACAUGGAACUGAUUGAUGGGAAUAUAUUUGCUUCAAACUCUUCAGAGUUCAACCUGGCUAUGAAAUUGCACAAAAUGUAUUCUACUAUUAAUGAAACUUCCAUUCAAAAUCACCCUCUGAGAUUUGAUGUAGAAGAAAACAGACUGAAGAGAUUAUAUGACUCAUUAAGUAAAAAUAAUUCAGUUAACUUUACCAUAUCCUUUCGUUUGGAUUCAACGAUUUAUUCACCAUACGGUUACUAUGAACCGUAUUUAAAGUACCAUGGACCAAAAACAAGAUAUCCGCUGCCUUCUCGAAAUUUUGCUGCUGGCAAAUCGAAAAAAUAGCAUGAUUUGUGAGUAACUGUGCAGCUAAAAGUCCUAGACUACAAUAUGCUGAGGAACUUUCAAAAUAUAUCCCGGUUGAUAUAUAUGGUAAGUGUGGGACAAAUGUAUGUUCUAGGAAUUUGAUAAAUGAUCCUUUGUUACCUGAUUGUUUUAAAUUGAUUUGUCAGAACUACAAAUUUUAUCUGAGUUUUGAAAAUAGUUUAUGCAGUUGGUAUAUCACUGAGAAACUUUAUAAGAAUGCAUUGAAGAAUUGAUAUUUUGACAGACAAUUUUGAUCCCUAUGUUGCUGAUAUUGGAAAGGUUUCCAAUGAUUUGAGGAGCGAAUCUUUGGUUGUGGAGAUCGGUGAGUAAAUUCCCGGAUGACCGCAGUGAAACGAUGUAGCGAUGCGAUGGCUUCUGAAAAGGCCACAUUAUUACUCACUAAAAUACUAGUUGACUUUAUAUCAAAGAUAAUACCACUAUUCAGAAGGACGGAAUACUUAAAAAAUAAGAACUGAUGUGCUUAAGCCGUGGACCACUGAAACUUCAACCAAUAACGAUCGUAUUGUCAGGCCGAAUUUUCCGUCAUCAUAUCACCUAUAAGAGUGGUUUCAUAGGAGGUGUACCAAAUGAUAUCUGCAAUUUAAACUGGUAGGUUUUAAUAGCUUAUUUUUCGGCUAGUUUGAGCAAUAGGAUUCAACACUUAACGGACAACCAGACUAGUGUGACCCUGUUGGUUUGCGUAAUCUCCAGACCUUUUGAGGAAAAGGUUAUAUUUUUCAUGAUUGUUAUGUGACAUUAUUUUUACCAAAGUGCUGAUAUCAUGAAUUCUAUUUUCUACUGAAUAUGCAAUUUGUUGUUGUUGAAUAGACUGUAAAUUGAUGUUUAGAUCAAUGUCUGACGGAUUAUCAUACUUUUUUAUUCAUUUCAAGAAAUGAUAUACUUCCAAUUGUGAUGGGUGCAUCGAUAGAGGUAUAUGAAAGAGUCGCUCCUCCAUACUCGUUCAUUCACGUUGAUCAAUUCGAAUCACCAGCUAAACUGGCAGACUAUUUGAAGUAUUUGGACAAGAACGAUACUGCAUAUAAUGAAUAUUUUGCAUGGCAUGGUCAUGGAAUCAUACAUGAUUACGAUGCCCAACCUCAAUGUGCAAUGUGUCCGCUAGGUCAUAUAUCUCAUGCAUUUGGUCCAUAUUGGGUUCCUCGUGUGGCACGAUGGUGGAAUGAUGGAUGUAAUGGUCGGAAAUUGCGUUGGAAUCUAUGAAUUGUGAAUAUUGACAAUAUUAACGCAGUUGCUUUCUACUUUGUUUGACUGUGUAACAUACCCAAAUCUUUUGCUUCCUCUCCAUAUUGACUUCGCUGCAUGUUCUGUUUUACACUCGCUAGUAAUCUUGAACUGAAUCAACGUGUAAAUAAAAUAAUUGGAAAUUAUCAAAUCAAACCUUUGUAAUUGAUACCUGCUGAAUGAACCUUCAUUUAUAGUUGAUCCUGUAAAUAAACUCUUUGAGUAAUCGAUCAUUAUUUCGUCUAGUUUUGUUUUAACUAUUUAACAGUGAAUAGUUUGAGAAUUUUCAAAGUGAGUGAUUCUGAAGCUAAAGGCGUAGAAGAUUUGUAGCUCAGGUGGAUGAUUUUGAUGGAGUUUUGUUCUCUGAGCUGAAUGGUUUGAUGUUGGAGCUUUGAUCGUUCUUCUGGACGACAUCAUCAGUACAAACUCCAGAUGGAAGUGAAGCGUUCGAGAACAAAACUCCGUCAAGAAGCUAAACGCUUACAAAAUACGUUGAAUAACUAUGAUUUUGGUGAUGAUCUCUUGAAUUGAAAGCUAUGUCUCUUACAUCAUGGUUCGAUAAUUAUGUAACAUUCUUUUUAGAUGAACAUUUAUAUUUGACAUUUAAUCAAGUACAAUUGUUUAGGUUAAGAUAAUGAGUUUGCUGAGUGUGUGUUGAUUCUCAAAAUCCCACUUCCUACCAUUUCAUUAGAUUGGAUAAUUGAGUCCCACAGACGUUAGUGAGGAUAUUUUAGCUACUCAUUAGUAGUCUUUUACCUAAAU
This is a messenger RNA of Schistosoma haematobium, 5385 nucleotides long. RefSeq lists its product as uncharacterized. The record is from RefSeq and is a predicted model, not a curated record. Bases 2890 to 3363 code for a protein of 157 amino acids. NCBI's taxonomy places the organism in Eukaryota, Metazoa, Platyhelminthes, Trematoda, Strigeidida, Schistosomatidae. The transcript has 4 exons.